AUGACGACUGAACAGUGGAAUUCGCCCAAAACAUUGACCAAAGUUAUGGAGGAGAAGUUUCGCCGUAGGAAUAUCUAUGAACUUCCCGAGCCAGGCACUAGUUUCUCCUAUGAGGAAUGGAAGCGAGGCAAAAACACCAGUCGGCCAGUCAUGCCCCGAGUCAACGUCUCCAGGCCUAGCCAGCCUUUGGACCCAAUCCCCGACCAUGAUGUUGAUCUGUCGCCAGAGACACCUUUCUAUGAGGGUGACUCCGACUUUCAGGUGGCCGGUAUGUUGAAUGAGCGAAUCGCGGCGACUGCAGUGUGCUACUACAAUAUUGAGAACAUCAAAGGGGCCCGAAUCUCCUUACAGCAAGAAGCCCACAUGAACGAAUACGAGCUCAACUUGUUUUACCCGGAGAAGAUCAAACUGGCUUGGGAUAUUCCACAUUGGGUUUACUCUGCGAAUCCACCUCCAUCUCCUCCGCAAGCCCUUCAGGAUCUCGGUUCCAUUGCCACUACCAACAAUGGCCGAUUACUCGCCUGGCCCAACACCUUACGGUACAAGGCUGAACCAUUCUCGCUGGUUGAUCCCUCGAGACCGGGCCACCUUCGGUAUAUUACCAUCCACCUAGUUGAUCCUCACUACCGGCUCUGCUCCUCCAGAAACGUCCCACCUCAGCAGCAUGACUGGUGGCCCAAGGCCGCAGGGAAGUUCUUUAAGCUUCAAGGAGAACCACCGCCGGAGAUCCUGAACAUGCUCCACCAGCAGACAGAAGGAUGGCCUUUGACUGCACAGGAGUCUCUGGAGAUUCGGAAACAGACAGAGACAGAGAGAGAAAGCCAUGGAGGAGUUGCGUAG
Molecule: messenger RNA, 840 nt
Organism: Aspergillus fischeri NRRL 181
Lineage: Eukaryota; Fungi; Ascomycota; Eurotiomycetes; Eurotiales; Aspergillaceae
Exons: 2
Coding region: 1-840 (279 amino acids)
Source: RefSeq, a predicted model, not a curated record